GAGGCGCGAGCGACAUCGUCGUCGUCCUCGAUCGUUCCCCCUCGACCCCUCCUCAAUCCCCCUCCCCCAUGGCGACGACGCUGCGAAGAGCUCUCCUCCGACUCCGCCCCGAAACCCUAACCCUCCUGAAGCCCUUCCACGAUCCCACCGUCCCCGCGCGAUCGCCCCCCCGAUGCCUCCUCAGGGUUCUUCCUGUUGGAUCGAUCUCCCGCUUCUCCUCCAAUGGCAUUGGCGGUGGAUCGACCGAAUUGGACCUUUCCGACGAGGAGAGCAAGCGGCGCCUCUACAACAGAUUACUGUAUAGGAGCAAGCAGAGGGGGUUUCUGGAGCUAGACCUGGUGUUGGGGAAUUGGGUGGAGGAGAACAUCCGUUCCAUGGAUGAGCUGCGGAUCAGAGCACUUGUCGACGUUCUUGACCUGGAGAACCCAGAAUUAUGGAAGUGGCUGACCGGCCAGGAGCAACCGCCGGAAGCUGUAAACUCAAAUCCAGUAUUUAGUGCCGUCCGAUCGAAGGUCAUACAAAAUCUCGACAAGCAUGCCGCCCCCGAGACUCGGUCGAGCCCCGGCCGGCCGUGGGUGAGGGGAUGGGACGAUAAGAGAGGCGUCGACGGGCGUCCAAUAUAUGGUAACCAGUGACUGCUAUCCUUUUUCUUCUUCGUCUCUCCCUCUCUUUACACCACCAUGUAUUAUUACAUACAGAAAAGCUAUGUUGUAUAUGGGUUUUGUUUCUAAACAGAAAUAAGAGCUACCAACUAGGCGUCGACAUUGUCAGGUAAUAAUAGUUCUUGAGAGAAGGCUGCUUAUGAUGCAUAUUAUUAUUACCAUCAUCAAGGAUCUAAUAUGUGCUGUUUUUACUUUUA
Molecule: messenger RNA, 859 nt
Organism: Ananas comosus (pineapple)
Lineage: Eukaryota; Viridiplantae; Streptophyta; Magnoliopsida; Poales; Bromeliaceae
Product: succinate dehydrogenase assembly factor 2, mitochondrial-like
Exons: 5
Coding region: 69-635 (188 amino acids)
Biological process (GO): tricarboxylic acid cycle; mitochondrial respiratory chain complex II assembly; protein-FAD linkage
Cellular component (GO): mitochondrion
Source: RefSeq, a predicted model, not a curated record